Molecule: messenger RNA, 330 nt
Organism: Diospyros lotus (date-plum)
Lineage: Eukaryota; Viridiplantae; Streptophyta; Magnoliopsida; Ericales; Ebenaceae
Product: protein MEN-8
Exons: 1
Coding region: 1-330 (109 amino acids)
Source: RefSeq, a predicted model, not a curated record
AUGGCAUCCACCAAGCCUCUCCGUUCCCUCAUCAGCUCCCGAGCCACAAUGUUCUUGUUUGUGGUGGCUGCGGCGGCGCUGGCGGUGCCAACCCAAGUGGCGGAGGCGCAGGCUGGCUGCACGUCCCAGCUGGGCAGCCUCAACGUGUGUGCGCCGUUCGUGUUGCCAGGAGCCUCCAGCCCUAGCGCCGAGUGCUGCACCGCCCUCCAGGGCAUCGACCAUGAAUGUCUCUGCAACACUCUCCGCAUAUCCGCCCGCCUCCCCUCGAGCUGCAACCUCCCUCCUCUCGCUUGCGGUACACUUCUAAAUACGACCGACUCUCCCUUUUAA